This is a messenger RNA of Aphanomyces invadans, 966 nucleotides long. RefSeq lists its product as hypothetical. The transcript has 9 exons. The record is from RefSeq and is a predicted model, not a curated record. Bases 1 to 966 code for a protein of 321 amino acids. Lineage: Eukaryota; Oomycota; Saprolegniomycetes; Saprolegniales; Verrucalvaceae.
AUGGAGCCUCCUCCACCACAUGCCGAGCGUGCUUCUCCCACUACCCCUGCGCCAGUAGCUCCGAUCGACACGACCAACUUAAUCCUGCAAGAAAUCUUGAUAUCUGCACAGGAUACGUUGGGCCAACAGGCCUCGACCAGUCCACUCCGCCGCGCGUCGACGUCGCCAGUGCUCUACCGCACCGAGUCUGAAAUUUCGUCCCUCAACCGCUCACCCCGUGCGCGAGACGCGUCGUCAUCAAAACUCUCCAAGCGUGCCUCAAUUCAAAUCAUGGGCUCGUCCACCGACUCGACAAAGGGUCGCCUCACUCGCGCGCCGUCCAUUUCGGUGCCCAACCUGGACCGAACCCAAUUCGACAAAGACGUUGAGUUAGUGCUAUUCAUUGACCAGCUCAAAGCCGACUUGAACCGAUCGCAGCAAGAGGUGGCCAAGCUCCAGAAGAAGCUCGUGGAUCGAACUCGCGGCAUCGACGAGGAAAAAGUGGCCCAGGAACACACUCGAUACCUGGAGGAAAAGGUGCGCCACUUGGAGGCUGAAAACGCAAGACUCAAGCAGCAGGCCCAACGCCACCAGCUCCACGAUUCAGACAAACGGCGGCUCCACGACUUGGAGAGCGCCUUGCUUGAGGCCAAGCGCACGGAAGAGCGCGCGCUGCACCUCGUCGUCGCUGCCAUUGGCAAGGCACGGUUGGAAUCGCUUUUGAACAACCCAUCGCUCGCCGACCUGUCGCUCGAAGACAGGGUCGCAGCUGCCUGUACCACCGCGACACGCGCCAAGUUCAAGAGCAAGCUGUUGUCCACGACGUCGGCGGCAUCUUCUCCGCGCCCCUCUUCCAAAGACCCAAGAAACCUCAACGACAUGGAUGCGCUAGAAGCGCGGUCGAAGCAACUGGACCUGCUGUGGAAGCAGCAUUGCAGCGAGCUCCACACAGCACCGUCUUCAUUCACCAAGUCGCUGCGGCAGUAG